Molecule: messenger RNA, 3893 nt
Organism: Epinephelus fuscoguttatus (brown-marbled grouper)
Lineage: Eukaryota; Metazoa; Chordata; Actinopteri; Perciformes; Serranidae
Product: cysteine/serine-rich nuclear protein 3-like
Exons: 5
Coding region: 366-2201 (611 amino acids)
Biological process (GO): regulation of transcription by RNA polymerase II
Cellular component (GO): nucleus
Molecular function (GO): DNA-binding transcription factor activity, RNA polymerase II-specific; sequence-specific DNA binding
Source: RefSeq, a predicted model, not a curated record
GAGAGAGAGGGAGAGGGGGAGGGAGAAAAGAGUGCAGAGCAGGAGAGAAUCAGACAGUGAGAGACUUGACAGUAUGAGCAUAGGAUGAGGGUGCAGAGGGGGAACGUAUAAGAUAGUGACAGAGGCAGAGGUGUUCAGUGUUGCACAAUAGUGCCAGAGGCUGCUGGAAACACACAGAGAGAGAGAGAGAGAGAGAGAGAGAGAGAGAAAGCAGGCAUCAUGGCAGCGCUCACUGCAUCAUCACGACACAUGGGGAUGUUUGGCUGCUGCUGGUGAACACUGUGUGAUGCAGAGGAGAGAGUCGAGGACUUCCUGGAAACCAAAGGCAAGCCAAGGAAACAGGUGCGACCAGCGGGAGGAGCCACAUGAUGAGUGGGAUCUUGAAGAGGAAGCUUGAGGAGGGCCCGUCCCCUUACCUGUCCCUACAGGGCUCUGAUGAUGAGGUUUCCUGCAGCGACAGUGGCAACAGCAGUGAUAGUCUCAACCAUCCUGUUCCCUCUGGGCUGCUGGACUCCACUCUCCAGCAGAAGUCUAAGCGACUGCGAGGCCGCAAUGUGCACUUUGAAAGCGUGACAGUCUACUACUUCAACCGUAGACAGGGCUUCACCAGCGUGCCCACACAGGGUGGCAGCACCUUGGGGAUGUCACCACGUCACAGCGGGGUGAAGCGUUUCACCCUCAGGGAGUUUGCCCUGGAGCAGAAACGGAGCCACCGGAACAUGCUGAGGGAACACCUCAAAGAGGAGAAGCUCAAUGCAGUCAAACUCAAACUGACUAAGAAUGGCACUGUGUCAUCCGUGGAGGCGGACAACCUGACGCUGGAUGACAUCUCCGAAGAUGACCUGGAUGUGGACAACACGGAGGUGGAUGAUUACUUCUUCCUCCAGCCACUGACUACCAGGAGACGCCGUGUCCUUCUCCGUGCCUCAGGGGUCCGACGCAUUGAAGUGGAGGAGAAGCAUGAGCUGCGUGCCCUCCGCAUGUCCCGGGAGGAGUGUGGGUGCCGCUGCCGGGGAAUAUGCGACCCUGAGACCUGUGCUUGCAGCCUGGCCGGCAUUAAGUGCCAGGUAAAUGGAACUGUGGUGGACCGCAUGUCCUUCCCCUGUGGCUGCACCAAAGAAGGCUGCAGCAACAACACGGGACGCCUGGAGUUCAACCCAGUCCGGGUGCGCACCCACUUCCUGCACACCAUCAUGAAGCUGGAACUGGAGAAGAGCCGCGAGGAGCAGCAGCAGCAGCAGCAGCAUCAGCAGCAGCAACCGGAGCAGCAGCUUGUAACCAAUGGCAACGGUUACCAUGGUGACUCCUCCUUGGUCCAGCAGCAGCAGCAGCAGCCGCCGCCGAACCUGCAGUUCCCAUUGAUGAGUGGCACGCCGCACAUUCCCAUCAUGCACCUCCAGAACACAGGCGACACGGAUUCACAUCUAGAUGAGGAGGAGGAAGAGGAAGAGGAGGAGGAAGAUGAAGAGGAUGAGGAUGAUGAAGCGUAUGAGGAAGACGAGGAUGGCAGCAGUGUUUGCAGCGGGCUGUCGGACUGCAGCACACACAGCUUAGAAACAAUUGACCCCGAGGAAGAAGAAGAGGACGAGGAGGAUGAGGAAGAAGAUGAUGACGAUGAGGAGGAAGAUGAUGAGGAAGAGGAGGAAGAUUGGGAUUGCUCAUUGCACGGAACGAGUCCUCCACCCUACUCAGUCCCACUUCCCUCUGUGCUGAGUUACACUAACAACACACUCAUGAGCCUCAGUAACCCCUUCCACAGCACUCCCUCCAUGCAGCAUUAUCAAAUGGACAGCUCUGUAAAUGACAGUCCUGCUUUCCUCAGUGAAAAUGUCACCGUCACCCCCACACUCCCCACAGUAGAGACCGCAUUAGAGUCUGAAAUAAACCCAGAACUCCGCCGCCAAACAGAGCAGCAGAGCAUUCCCUGCCAUUUCCCCGACCCCACAGAGUCCCUGACACUCCAAACUUGCUCACAUGUAGACACCCGUGAGAGUAACACUGCCCCUGCUGGUGCAGCCGACGAACAGCCGCUUUCAACAGACCUCCAGAACAAUCCAGACCACCAUGACUCACAGACUGAGGCUGGGUCUGUGGAGCAGACGGAGGAGGAAAUAAGGCAGCCGAUAAAGGAGCGACCGGGACUGCAAACGCAGGGAGACGCUGAUCAAAUCACAGACACGUCAUGCUCAGAGAGCACCUGAUGAUUCAAAUGCUUCAGAGAGGGAUCAGUUAAUAUUUGGAAAUCUUUAGUCAAGAAUUGUGACCUUCAACCAUCCGUUUGAUUUAUUCUUGAUAAGUGCACUUCCAAAGACAGAAUGAGUCACACAGAUUUUGACACAGAAGGCUCAGAGGUGAUCUAAUUUUAAAUCACGUUGUCUCUAAAUCUUUCUAAGACUGUUGGUUUAGACGAUUGACUAAAACAUGCUCACUGACAAAGCUCUAUGAAACAGUAUUUCUGUAUGUGACUGUAACUAUAUGAAGUAUAAUUUAUGCCCUCUUACAAAGUAUUUGAUCAUGACAGCAUGUUUCCUGGUUGUGACUGGCAUCUAUGACAAAUCCAGAUUUGGAGGUGCUUGUAUUGUUUCACUAUUUUCCACUGUGCUGGUGUCUCAUUGUUGCUGCUAAUCGUUCUUAAAUGCCUGUCUGUAUAGCAUGUGUUCAGUUUACUUAAGAUGUUUCAAGACUAAAAAUGAUGUCACUGGCGAAACAGACAUGGUGGAUUUUUGAAAUUUUUACAGAUUAUCUGUCUCAUGUACUACUGUCAGGGGAUAAUGAGAGUUAUUUUUCAAUGUGAUUUUAUCCCAACCCAUCAAAUAUUACCGCUUUGUCUAUGGACUUCCACAUACACAUACAGUACGAUGCGCUAGGUAACCUCCUGCGUCUAUGGUUGACGUUCCGGGCAAUUUACGCUUGUUUCAUGCGUUUUGUCUUUUCAAAAUACGCUUCAGUUUUCACAGGACAUGUAUAGUUUCUGCUCGUUAGAUGCGACCUGCACAACAUCAGUAAAAGGUUGAGAAAAAAAACGGUCAUGGUUUGGCUUAAAAUUCACAUAGGAAACGAACAACGGACUCCUGGGUGAAAGUCCAGGUUUGUUUGACCCAUCUUUCUCCCCUCCUGCCAGUCCCAUAGAGACUUUUCAUCUCUGUAUAUCACAUUGUUACUGGCAGUGUUUCCAAACUGACAGCAUCCAGUAAUGUCAUAAACUGAUGCUGACUGGCAGCGUAUCAUACCUCCCUGUAAGCUGCCUUUUUGAGUUGGUUUCUGACACCGAAAUCACUGACAUUUGACCCACUGUACACCACCUGUCCUUCAAACAGCAAUGAGCAAGCAAACAUAGUGUAUCAUUUAUAGCAGCUGAAUAGACAUAUUUGUUUCUCAGGAGUGGCAUGAGAGCAAAAGAAGAGUGGACAUUGGACUUUCAUUCAUCAGGUGGACACAGACAUGAUGACAGAUGAUUCUAACAUGAUUCUAAUGUGUCAAACCACACCUGUUUGCUGCCGUGUUAGCUGUAUCAACUUAAACUGUGAUGCUGUAUCAGUAGUGUGUUUACAGCUGCUUUCAGUCUCUUCAGUCUUACAGAAGAUAAAACAAUCUCAAGCCCAUGUUUCAGCCUUCUCAUAGUCAAAAUGUAAAUUAUACUGUAAUGUGAACAUAUCAAAAUGUCGCCAACGACUUAGGCUAGGCUAUAGAUUUAACAAACAUAAUGCCAAAUCAUGACCUUCGAGAUAACGAACUUCUGUUUAAUUUUAUCUGCUGAAAAACACUUUUAUGCAUUUUUAUUUUAUUAUUUACAGUCAUGUCAACGAUGUAAUAAAGCUGCUCUGUUUCCAGUUUUCAGAUGAGUAAAGGCUUGUGUCAGAGCAAUUAACUUUGUCUCUCAAUACUGCCAAACC